Messenger RNA from Linum tenue, 2099 nucleotides. The record is from the annotation of a GenBank genome assembly. Lineage: Eukaryota; Viridiplantae; Streptophyta; Magnoliopsida; Malpighiales; Linaceae.
CUAGUCUACAAUUCGUUUUACAGAGAAUCAAUUUGUCAUUUCUCUGAGGAGCCAAACAACCGGAGAAGAAAGAAAAAUGAGCAGCCUAUCAAUCGGUCCGUUAAUUCAGUUGGGAUACAACAGUCGCCGUCUCCCUGGCAAUCGAAUCAGAAAAUCCAUCGGAAUCCGGGCCGACGGCUUCCCAGCGAGCAAAGAUCAGCAGGAGCAGCUCAACGUCUCCGUUCUCCGCUUCACAUUCGGUAUUCCUGGAUUGGACGAGACCUACCUGCCGAGAUGGAUAGGAUACGGAUUCGGCUCACUUCUUCUAUUGAACCACUUCGUCGGCUCCGAUUCCGCCGCUACCUCGGCGCAGCUGAGGACGGAGGGUUUGGGGCUUUCCUUGGCAGCUUUCUCCAUCGCUCUUCCUUACUUAGGCAGAUUUCUCAAGGGUGCCACUAGAGUGGACCAGGUGGCUCUUCCUGAAGGUGCUCGGCAGAUUUUUGUAAUGUCGCCUGCCAUUUCUGACGAUGAGAAGGAGGAAUUUGCUUGGGGGAGUUAUGUUUUGCUGCGUAAUACGAACACCGUAGCUGUGUUGAUAUCAAUCCAAGGAGAAUUGUGUGUUCGUGGGUACUGGAAUGUGCCGUAUGCUGAGGAUGCUGAAAAAGCUCCUGUUCUUGAUUGGUUCCGGAGACAGAUUGAAAAUAUCGGUUUAGGAAACUUGAAAGACGUCCUAUAUUUUCCCCAGGUGCCAGCAGGAUCUGAACUCUGGGAGAUGCUACCCAAUGGGACUCGGUCACUGCUGGUGGUGCCGGUGCUUCAAUCUAGAGAUCAAAGUGGCAAUGAAAUAGUAAAGAACAGAGGGUUUGUUAUGUUGGCUUCGAACAUCGAGUAUGCAUAUACUGAGAAAGACCGAGCGUGGAUAAAAGUAAUUGCAAACAAGUUCAGAGGUGAGAACGCUUGUUCCAAACUCUGACAUAUGUUAAUUGAUUUUCAGCAUCAAGUCAGUAUAAAUGUUGGAUCGAUAGCCAACAAUGCGUGCUUCUCCUGCCUUUUUGUGAAUGGCAUGUUGCUGGAUUGUGAUAGCGCAGCUUUAUAAAUGGAAUGGUCAGCUUAAACAGUAGUGGAGCAUCCUUAGUUCAGAAUCACUGGUCCUUAAUACUUCUCUGUGAUAGUGCAGUUUUAUAAACGGUCAGUUUAAACCUCAAAUGCCAAUAACUGGGGAGGUUGAACCAAAAUUUUCGAGGAUCAAAGGAACCUUGGAUCUAUCAUGUUUAAUUGCUCCUCUUAUCCAACACGUUUCGCUAGUGUGGAACAGAUAUAGAUUUAAUAUACUCAUCUCUCUACUAAACAGUAUCCUCUUCUCUGCUGUGUUCCCUUUUUGAAAAAGCCCAGUCUGCAGAAGACAUGUUUUCUUCAACUGCUUGUUUGCUUCCAGUAAUGAGGGAACUUUACUAGUUUCCUACAAAAAUUUCUCCAGGCCGUACACUAGAUUCUUGACGGAGUAAACCUGUGGGUUUAGGAACAUGAAGUCACAUGUGUCAAGCUACAGAUGCAUUCGCAUAAUAAUGUUUCUGAUGUUUGACCAGAUACAAACCUCUCCUGGGCCAGAGAAGUAAACUGUUGUGCUGGAAGGGAGCCCUGGUAGUACCAUACUGUGCACCCUGACCCCAUCUUCUCCAAGAACUUGUCCCCUUGCCUAUGUAGGAUCAAAUGCAAAGGAGUAGUCUACUCAUUACUAAUUUUAGACUAGACAUCACAUCAUAUGGAUUCAAUGAUCCAUAAAAUCUCACUUGGUUCUGCCAUAUUUGUCGCCAACCAAGCAACAUUUUAGUUUCCAUUGUUGUGAUUAAUAUAAAACACUUUUCUAGUUUUCUUUUUAUCUUUUACCAUCAUUCCAGCUGGUACUAUAAGCGAAAUGAGGUUUUCAGUACUAUUUAUCACUGGUAUCUGUUCUGUUUUUGUUUUGAAAUUCAGCUUACCGCAACAUCUGUUGUUAUAUCUCCCUUGUUGUAGAACUGCCCCAGGUUGGAGAGGUUUUUUGCAAUUUGGACAGCAUCUGCUGAUGGAAGGUCCUGCAUGAGUGAGACACGUUUACAUUAUUCACUACUUCUUGCACGAGG